Vanderwaltozyma polyspora DSM 70294 is the source of this 834-nucleotide messenger RNA. It is a transcript of the gene CIN2, whose product is annotated as GTPase-activating protein CIN2. Gene Ontology annotation, biological process: post-chaperonin tubulin folding pathway; tubulin complex assembly. The transcript has a single exon. Gene Ontology annotation, cellular component: cytoplasm. The record is from RefSeq and is a predicted model, not a curated record. Lineage: Eukaryota; Fungi; Ascomycota; Saccharomycetes; Saccharomycetales; Saccharomycetaceae. Bases 1 to 834 code for a protein of 277 amino acids.
AUGUUGAGAUAUUCCAUUGAGUUUGAGAACAAAAAAAAACAAGCAGAAUUGGAAUUUGAGUCAUGCAAAGAUAAGAAUCUUUUGAAGGAAAAAGUCAUUUCACUACGAAAGGAAUUGGAUGAUUCCAGUUCUGAUAUACCAAAAUAUGAUGCAGAACGCUAUUCUAACGAUAUUGAUAAAUUGUUGAAGAAAAUUAACUGCGCAUUACGUCUUGAAAGUAAUGGUGCUAGAAAGAUUGACUUUAGAAAUAAAUUAUCAUUAUCAAAAAUGAAAAAUGAAAGGAAAAUUGUCAAACCAACUUUAUCACCACAAGAAGAACCUGUUAAAAAUGAAGAUUUUUCUGUUGGACAAGAUAUACUGUUGAAUGGAAGUUCAAAUUUUGUAAAUAAUUUACUGAAUUGUGCUGCAUUCAUCGAAGAUAAUUCAGAUGUAAUCGAGUAUGGAGCCUUAUCAUUUCAAAAUAUUAAAAAUUCAAUAAUAAAUUUGAACCCUAUAUCUUUCAUGAAUGGAAGUGUAAUAUUCAAGAAUUGUAAUGAUUCAGUGAUCAUAAUAAAAUUACCUUCGGCAAAUUCAAUUCAAGUCAGACUUCAUAGUUUAAACUCAUGUAGAUUAUACUUCAAUUUGCCUGAAAAUAAUUCUCAAGCUCCACAGAACGUAGUAAUUGAAAAUUGCGAUGAUUGUAUUAUACAUACUGAUUCAAAGGAUCUAAUAAAUGUCCAGAAUUUUAGCAACUUAGGCUUUCAUACGGAAAAAGAUUCAAGUUACACUUUUGGAGAUUUCGAUUUACGUGACUUAGAUACAUUAAAAUUAAAACAGAAGUACAUAAAAGUUUGA